This is a messenger RNA of Mizuhopecten yessoensis (Yesso scallop), 657 nucleotides long. RefSeq lists its product as uncharacterized. Lineage: Eukaryota; Metazoa; Mollusca; Bivalvia; Pectinida; Pectinidae. The transcript has 2 exons. The record is from RefSeq and is a predicted model, not a curated record. Bases 119 to 592 code for a protein of 157 amino acids.
AAAAGACUAUGUAAUCCGACAUGUUUACUCUGUAUCCUCGUGAGGUUAUGUAAACAUAAGAAACGAUCGAUCAGCUCAGUAUACAUGUAUUGAGUAGAAUAGCAAGCCGGACAUCAACAUGGAUACGACGUACAGUUUAUUUACUGUCAUAGCAGUUUUAACUAUCUUUCACUGCGCUCAAGGACAACAAGUUGUGGUGACUGCACCUGACGAGAUCACUCCGGGGGAGACAACUCUCACAGUAAGAUGUGCACCAUCAGAUCCUCACCUCUGGAAGUCCGUACAGACCAUGAAACUUUAUAAACGAGCCGAUAACAUGGUUUCCAAUACCAUGCAGCAACCGAUUGUAUCAUUUUCCUACAACAACGGAAAGGACACCGAUGUAACAUGGGAGGACCAGGACCUUCGUCAGAGAUACGGAGUGGACGUAAAUGGUAAUUUAGCUUCUGACAACCCCUUCCUAUCACUGACCAUCGACGGGCCGAACACACAGGAGAAGGACGCUGGUUCAUACUGGUGUGGCUUAAUGGGAACAUUCGGCAAUGGAGAGUUUCUCUAUAUAACCGGCAAGAAACAUAUAGAUGUUGCCUAACGUGAUGUUUCAAUAACAUCUCUUUGUCAUUUUGUAUCCAAUAAACAAGAUUUUUGCAAAGCAGA